GUUGUUUGGCACUGAUUCACGUGACUGUCGCUACAAAACGCCGGUCAACAAACGCGCUAACUUCAGUUGUAAUAAUCUUCCGGUUGCGCUGGUUAGAAAGACGCGCUCUACCUAUAAUAUUGUUCAGUUUGUUUAUUUACAUCGUUUUGUGGUUUGACUGUGUCAGUAGUGGCAACGAUUUUCAAAGACAAUUACAGGAAAAGGGUUAAAGAUGCCUGUCAACAAGAACGAGCUCAGAAUAAAUGUGAGUGCCCACCAAAAAUCAGACCGCGAUGUUCAAGGAGCAGGUGGAGGGGGUCCACCAGGUACUUACCUCUCUUACGAGAACUCAGCACUUAACGCUUCAUCUGAUACCAUCAACUACAAUAGAAAUAGGAAUGACUCAGCUUAUUUAGGAAGUAAUGAUUUUAUUGUGAUAGAUAAUACCAAAAAACACUCAACCUUCGCGGAAUCGAUCAAGUCUGCGAUACCCUGGGCCCAGAAAAAGUUAAGGAGUUCGUGCUCGAAAAAGAAGCUCUACAGGAGGGUCCCCGUGCUAAACUGGCUGCCAAGGUACAAUUCGGAAAACGCGGUAGGAGAUCUGGUAGCUGGCAUUACCGUUGGUCUUACUGUGAUACCUCAAGCCUUGGCCUACUCCAAUAUAGCAGGGCUCUCUACCGUCUAUGGACUGUACAGCUCUUUUCUGGGUCCCAUAGUGUAUAUUUUCAUAGGAAGCUGUAAAGACGUACCCGUAGGUCCAUCAGCCAUAUCGGCCUUAAUGACAUACCAAGCUACCAAAGGUUUAGGUCCAGAAUAUGCCAUAUUAUUAACGUUUUUGACGGGCAUUGUCCUCCUUUUGAUGGGAUUAUUUGGAUUAGGGUUCCUUAUAGAUUUCGUGUCCGGACCAGUUUCUUCCGGAUUCACAUCUGCGGUAGCACUCAUUAUCGUCACAUCACAAGUAAAGGAUGUCCUGGGUAUCCACGCCAGCGGGAAUACGUUCGUGGAAACCUGGAAGAGUAUAUUCGAAGAUAUACAUCACACGCAAGGGUGGGAUGCUAUGUUAGGUGUUGUCUGUAUAGCCGUGCUUCUUAUAUUAAGGAUAAUCGGUUCUCUAAAACUCUCUUCCCGUGAAAAUGAGCAACCAACCACUUUCCAGAAACUAGUUAAUAGAUUCCUAUGGCUCAUUGGCACCGCCAGAAACGCCAUCCUGGUUAUCGUAUGCGGGUUUAUAGGCUAUUCCUUCUGUCUGAACGGAGAACCUCCCUUCAAAGUCAUAGGACACGUACCUCAAGGAUUACCAACAGUUGUACCGCCACCUUUUAGUUACCAUAGAAACAUUAAUGGGACGGUUACUAAUGAUAGUUUCACUGAUAUGAUCACUAAAUUGGGUAGCGCCAUCAUUGUGGUCCCACUGAUUGCUAUAUUGGAGAAUAUUGCCGUUUGUAAAGCCUUUGCUAAUGGGAAAGUGGUGGACUCAACACAAGAAUUCAUCGCUGUAGGAAUUUGCAACAUCUUCAAUUCAUUCGUUCAGGCGUUUCCUUCUACAGGAUCGCUAUCCAGAAGUGCUGUUAAUAAUUCCAGUGGGGUUCGCACACCAUUGGGAGGACUCUACACUGGGAUUCUUGUGAUUUUAGCUCUCCUGUUCUUUACUCCAUACUUCUAUUACAUACCAAAGGCCACGCUAGCUGGUGUCAUCAUUGCAGCCGUCAUCUUCAUGGUGGAAGUGAAAGUUGUUAAGCCUAUGUGGAGGUCCAAAAAAAGUGACCUGGUACUUGGAUUUGCUACCUUCAUAGCUUGCUUGGUACUUGCCCUGGAGAUUGGUAUUUUAGUCGGUAUAGGAAUUAACUUACUGUUCAUUCUGUACCACGCUGCCAGGCCCAAAAUUACUGUUGAAAAGCUUUUGUCGAAUGAAAGCAACGAAUACUUGAUGCUCACCCCAGACCGCUGCUUGAUCUUCCCCUCCGUCGACUACGUCAGGAAUCUAGUAACCAAGCACAGUCUUCGGCAAGGUAUCCCUGUGGUGAUCGACUGCUCGCAUAUCUACGGUGCCGAUUACACAGCUGCCACAGUCAUCGAGAUUCUCACCCAGGACUUCGCAGCCCGAGACCAGGCUCUUUUCUUCUUCAAUUUGAAGCCUUCGGUGUGCUCUGUAUUCGAAGGAGUCGAACCAAAAGACUUUGUGGUGUUUUACAAUGAAGAUCAAAUCGAUCAGUUGCUCAAAGAUAGGUCUUACGUCAAAAAAGAGAAAGAGGUGAUAAGUGUGUAAGGAUAGACAGAUGUCUAAGAUUUGACUCAGAAUUUUGACCGACUCUAUAGAUUUCACUGUUUCAGUACACCUACUUUAGCUAUGGACAUAUGUGUAUCAUAUGAGAAUUUUGAUACACAACGAUUUAAAGUCGAAUAUAGUUCCCAAUUUAAGUCUCACCUUAAGAGAAGAAUGUUAGGGACUAACAUUAUAAUUCAAGACUCUGUGGAAUAACGGUAACUGAUCUAAAAUAGCAGUUGAAUACGAUUGCUGAACUGAUCCAAUUUCUAAGAUAAGAAUAUAUGUAUAUGACCAUCAUCGUCAGUCCGCUUUAAUCCACUGCAGGAUAUAGGUCUUCCCUGUUUGUAUUUACGGUGUACGGUCUUAUGCAGUAUGGAUCCAGUUUUUCGUUCAUCUUUCGUAGAUCAUCUUGGCAUCGAGCAGGUCGUCCUCCUUAUCUGUUCUUGGUCUCCAUUUGGUUAACUCCAUACUCCAUCCUUGCCACGUGGCCUGCUCAUCUCCAUUUCAAUCAACAAGCUCUUUCCACAAUAUUUGGAAUUCUGGUUCUAUUUUCGUUUGUGAUCUUAUCUUCAUUUUAACAAGAAGUAACCUCAACGAUGGUCAACAGUUUUCUUAUUGAUAGUUUUAGGAUCUCUUCUGGUUCAAACCACAGGUAACCAGUGAAUUCCUGCCUCACAUCAUUUAGCACAUUGCAGUGGAUUAGGAUGUGUACGGAAGUAUCUUCUUCCAUUUCGCACUUUCUGCACCAUGGUUCAUUUACCUUACUAUGAGGCCUGCUAGGUCUAUAGAAUCAAAACCGGCUAGAUCCAUGUUUUUAAAUUUUGUCAGGAGGCUAAAAAAACAUUAAAAAUGUAAGUUUUCCAAAAAAUGUCCUGCAUUUCUCAAUAAUAAUGGCAUCAAUAAAUAUCAUAAAUUUGCACAUUAAUUUGUCAUUUUUCUGCAUGCCCCUUAUAAACCAGGAAGGAUCAGUUUUUAGGUGGAUGUGAGAGGUGGUAUUCGGAUUUUUGCUGAUAAAGUUAGGUGAUAACUUCGUUAAUAAUAAUUGACUUAUGCUCCUUCUCAAAUAUGCCCGGAACAUUAAUAAAAAAAAUAAAAUAUUUAAAAAUUUCAAAAAAUUUCGUUUUUUUUUUCUACUUUCUUUGCUUAUAACUUUAAAACGAUUCAUUUUGGAACAAAGUCGUAUAAGAAUAAAACAAAGAUAAUUAAAUUUUCUAUCAGAUACAAUUGGUUAAAAAUGUCUUAAUUUAACACCCUCGCUGCAAAAUAGCAAUAAAUAUAAAAUAAGGGAGCAAAACAAGUCUGUCCUUAUUCAAUGUUUUCCAUCACUUAGGUUACACUUGGAACCUUCCUAAUUCGCUUAGAAAAUUUUUGUAAUGUGCUAAAACCGUCCACCAAAUUUCAUUAAAAUUGACGGACUAGAUUUUGCAUAAUAAUAAAUCUUGCACAACAAAAACUAGAACAUACAAAGAUUUGUAAAUUUUUUUACAUAUAAAGAAGCACUCCAGCUAUCUAAUGCACUUUACAGAAUUGAAAUCGGAUUAUUUAAGCAGCCCCAGCAAUGUUUUAAAGUUAUAAACAAUUUUUUGGCUUAUAAACAAAUUAGUGCUGUGUCCAGGAGGGGGUGCUACGGGCUCCUUUAUUUAGAUGGACUUACCCAAGUUUUUUUUAUGUAUUUUGACCCGUAGAACACGAUUUUUUUGGGUAACAGUUGAUCCGUAUGUCGAUAAGAUUGUUAUAAGCAAAGAACUUGAGGAAUUACAUAACAUCGAUUUUUCGCAAAGUAUUUCUUGGGUAAUUCUAAGUAAAAAAUAAUUCUUACAAGUUUUUUCGUAGGAUGCAUAGUUUUCGAGAUAAACGCGGUGGAACAUUAAAAAAAUCGAAAAAUUGCAAUUUUUGAACGAGAAUAACUUUUGAUUAAAAAAUAAAAUAGCAAUUCUGCUGAGAGCAUUUGAAAGUUUAAGUCAAAUUAUACCGGUUUUAAUUAUUUGCAUUGCUAAAAAUUAUUCUUUUUAUUAUUAAACAAAGCUAUUUAUUUAUAAGCCAAAAAAUUGUUUAUAAUUUUAAAGCAUUGCUGAGGCCCUAUAAAUAAUCCGAUUUUAAUUCUGUAAAGUGUAUUAGAUAGGUAGAGCACCUCUUUAUAUGUAAAAAGUUAGCCAACUUCUAAAUGGUCUACUUUUUGUUCAGAAAGAUUUUAAAAAAUUUGAACUUUUUUAAAAACAUUUAUGUUGCAAAUUUAUUAUGCAAAAUCUAUUAAGUCGAUUUUAAUGAAAUUUGGUAGACCAUUUAAGUAAGUUAUAAGAAUUUUCUAAGCGAAUUACUAAGGUUCUAAGUGCCACCAAAGUGGUUAAGAAACAUUGAAUAACAACAGGCGUAUUUUGCCCCCUUAUUUUGUAUUUAUUGCUAUAUUGCUGAAAAGGUAAUACCUUAAGACAUUUUUGACCUGUCGUUUAUCAUACAAAAUUCAAUUAUCUUUAUUUUAUUUCUCUACGACUUUGUUCCAAAACGAAUCGUUUUAAAGUUAUAAGCAAAGAAAGCAGAAAAAAAUCGAUGUUUUUCGAAAUUUCUAAAUAUUUUAAUGUUUUUUUAUUAAUGUUCCGGGCAUAUUUGAGAAGGAGCAUAAGUCAAUUAUUAUUACUGAAGGUGUCGCCUAAGUUUAUCUGCAAAAAUUCGAAUGCCACCUCUCACAUCCAAAAAUACACGUUUUUUUACAGAUUAGUCCUGGUCUAUUACGUCUUCAGAAAUUUGUACUUUUAGUUUGAAUUUGCAGAACGAAAAAUUUCGGAUUUGGCAGGUUUUGAUUCUGAUGGGCUCACUUAGAGAGUUUUUUCUCAAAAUUCUUGAUUAUUUUUGAGCCUGGAUUUGCCCUUGAGUGGCUCUAAAUGUCUUUUGAUGAUUCUUUAUCAGCCGUUUCUGGAUCUCGUUUUUCGUGGCAUCCUUAGUGAUGCCACAGAAAGGUUCUACACCUACAAAGGUUUCUCUCGAACCUUGUUUUGGCAAUAGAUCUGCUUGUUCCAUUGAUGCCAUUAUUCCAUGUUUGUCCAUAUACAUAGCAUCUGAUAUUUGUAGGUGCUAAAAACAUUGAGGAGCGAAUUUUAGAAGUCGGUCAAUUAUAAAGGAAGAUAGUAAGACCUAUCUUAGCAAUACCAGUAAAUAUUACAGGUUAAGAAUACGCGUCAUUCAUCCUUCAUAUUUUGUGUCUUCACUCAUUGCCUAACUUUCAUAUUUAUUUAUAAAAAAAUCCUACCAGACGCCUCUUCUUGCUACGUUACUUAAAAUCAGUAUUGUUUUAUUUAUCUUUUCUACUAUAUAAUAAUUUUAUUGUAGAUUUUAGUACUUAGUCCUCCAAUUUCGUUUGGAACUAGUAUCAUAACAAAUAACUUAUUUUUCUAGAUGUACGUGGUUUUUAGAAUAUAUUUUUUAUUUAUAAUUUAUAAUUUUUUUAUGUAAAAUUGUAUAAGUCGGUUUAAAUGUAUUUUGGAGAAUAUUACAUCCAUUUUAUACAGCAGGUUUGUAACAUUUUAGAUAGGUACCUAGGUACAUUUUUACAGUUUUAUUUUUAAUAGUAAUUCAAUCAAUAUUAGUUUUAGCCAUUCAACUUAUAUACAAGCAAAGAACUUGGGACACAACUAGGAUACUUUGUUUCACUGUGCCUCGGGAAAAGCCUGGAAAUUAUUUUCAUUAUUGUAGGUCCACCGCUAGAGGGCGUAAUUAAAUAUCAACUACAGGUUUUAUUAAGGUCGUAUCUAGGUUCAUCUUUGUUCUCUUAUUUAGAGUCUUGCUUCUCAGCAGAUUUCUAUUAAUUCCAUAUGUUUUUUUGCUUUUCAGAAUUCUUUUCUCUGUUCUCUCAUUUCCGGUUUUUCCUAUUGUUACUCCCAAGUAGCUAAACGUGCAUACAGUUUCAAAUUUAUGGUUCUGUGUUAUUAGAUAUUUCUGAGUUGUGUUGUGUCUUCCUUCCCUAUCUUCAUGUAUUUUGUAUCUCUAGCCCUAUCCUAUUCGCUUCCAUAUCUAAUUUUUCAAAUGCUUUUAUAAGUGUCAUCUUCGUCUUCGUUAUGAUGACUUUUGUUUGCAAAGUUUGUCCUCCUUAUUUUUUCUUCCAACAUAUGGUUAAAUAGUGUCAGUGAGAUAGAGUCACCUUGUUUCUCCUUAUAUACUAUAAAAAUGCUAAAACUAUAUCUUUACCGCUAAAACUAUACCGUAAAAAUGUUAAAAUUGUGUUUUAUUCCUCAUUAUGCUUCAAUUGACUUGCAAUAAAUUUAUGGUAAAUUUUUAAAAUGUGUUUUAAGUUAUUUUUUGUAUUGUUUUAAAUUAUAGUUAAAAUCGCAAUGCUAUAAGGCCACUUACGUAUUUUUCUUUUUCUAGUAUUUAAUUAUUUAUGAACCAUCUACUCAUAUUGAGAUAAAAUGUAAAAAUGUCAGUGUUUUUAUUUACUUUUUAGCUUGUUCCAUUGUAUUCUGACCUCAUGAAUCAACUCCUAGUAGUUAGACUGUGAUAUUAAAAUAUUUUCACAAA
Diabrotica virgifera virgifera (western corn rootworm) is the source of this 6754-nucleotide messenger RNA. RefSeq names its product sodium-independent sulfate anion transporter (gene Esp). NCBI's taxonomy places the organism in Eukaryota, Metazoa, Arthropoda, Insecta, Coleoptera, Chrysomelidae. The record is from RefSeq and is a predicted model, not a curated record. Gene Ontology annotation, biological process: transmembrane transport. The coding region runs from base 212 to 2245 and encodes 677 amino acids. Gene Ontology annotation, molecular function: sulfate transmembrane transporter activity. Gene Ontology annotation, cellular component: membrane. The transcript is spliced from 9 exons.